GCUCGUUUUGUUAUGCUAAUGCCGGCUGACAUCACCAGGCACAUCAAAGCCCCGAGGAGAGCAUAUAAGCAGGUUCCACCUCGGGCGGCGGCGGCAGCAGCAGCAGGGCCGGCAGGGCGAGCGAGCGACAGAGCGGGGCCCGUGGCGAGUUGCAGGCAGCAGCGAGCCGCGCAGCUGGAGCCAGGCUCGCGCGCCGGGCAGGCACGGAGGGGCGGGCGGCGUCGAGCCAGCGGCCGGGACCCCCGCGAGCGGCUGCCGCCCUUGCCGACUCGGUUGGCGCUCUGCUGCUGCUGCUGCUGAGGCUGAGCUGCCUCGGGCCGGAGCCCUCGCCCGCCGUCCCUCGCGGUGGCUGGCCGCUUGACUGAGCGCCCCGCCGCCCGCGGGCUGACCUCCUCCGGCCUCCGGGGCAACUCCGCCGACCUCUUCUGCGGGCGUCCUCCGCGCGCGAGCAGAGGAGCCGCCGGCGGCGAAGGAGAAGCGCCAGGUCGUCGCCACACCUGGAAGCCAAGGGCGGCGGUCGCGCCGGGGCCAGCGGGCAAGGGGACGGCGCGCGGGCGAGAAGGUUGUUGGGCGGCUCCUGGAGGAAACCCCAUUUUCAGAAAACGAAGGUCAUUAAGGGGGAAAAUUGCUUUUCUAAUUUAAAAGAGAGCUCUUGGCUACAGAGGAAAAGACAGAAGAUGAAGCGCCAAUUUUUGGUCGCCUUUUUCCUGACAUUCAUCUUGCAGAAUGGGACCUGCAAUGGCAUCAAAUGGUUGGCUUUGUUCAAGACCCCCCCAGUCUUGGCCUUGAAUCAAACGCAGCACUGCAAGCAGCUGGAGGGGCUGGUGGUGUCUCAGACGCAGCUGUGCCGCAGCAACCUGGAGUUAAUGCAGACCAUCAUCCAGGCCGCGCGGGAGGUGAUCAAGACGUGCCGCAAAGCCUUCUCCGACAUGCGGUGGAAUUGCUCCUCCAUUGAGUUGGCCCCCAACUACCUGCUGGAUCUGGAGAGAGGCACCAGGGAGUCUGCUUUUGUGUACGCCCUCUCCGCCGCCGCCAUCAGCCACACCAUCGCUAGAGCCUGCACCACCGGGGACCUCCCUGGCUGCUCCUGUGGUCCCAUCCCAGGUGAGACACCUGGACCUGGGUAUCGCUGGGGAGGAUGUGCUGACAACCUCAACUAUGGUCUUGUCAUGGGGUCCAAAUUUUCAGAUGCUCCCAUGAAGAUGAAAAAAUCAGGAUCACAAGCCAAUAAGCUGAUGCAUCUACACAACAGUGAAGUAGGGAGACAGGCCCUGAAAGCAUCUCUGGAGAUGAAAUGCAAGUGUCAUGGCGUCUCGGGCUCCUGCUCCAUCAAGACCUGCUGGAAGGGCCUGCAGGAGCUGCGGGACGUUGCCCAGGACUUGAAAAACAAAUACCUUUCGGCCACGAAGGUGGUGCAUCGCCCCAUGGGGACCCGCAAGCAUCUAGUCCCCAAGGACCUUGACAUCCGCCCCGUAAAAGAGACGGAACUGGUGUACUUGCAAAGCUCGCCAGAUUUCUGCAUGAAGAACGAGAAGGUCGGCUCACAUGGGACUCAAGACAGACAAUGCAACAAAACCUCCAACGGCAGCGACAGCUGCGACCUCAUGUGCUGUGGCCGCGGCUACAACCCCUACAUGGACAAAGUGGUGGAGAGGUGCCACUGCAAGUACCACUGGUGCUGCUACGUCACCUGCAAAAAGUGCGAGCGGACUGUCGAGAGAUACGUGUGCAAGUGAGAGCCCCUUCCCCGUGGCGCCCCUCCUCGCUGGGCCCGUGAGCGGAGAAGUCCCCGCCACCUUCUCCCGAGCGCUCUUCGGACUGGAGGAAAGCUCUCCGACCACCAGACCACAUCUGCCUGCAAAGCCGACCUAGGCAGAAAGCAACAAUCGCAUUUCAAGGAUGACAUUUUUAAAUCUGCCGGUAACAAGUGGAAGGUGCUCCCCCACGUCUUGAAAAAAGCAAGGGUUUUUUUUAAAAAACAACAACCCCACACUUCCUCUUGGAUGGGAUCUCCGCUGCAGAAACCAAACGACAUCAGUUCUUAGGGUUGCUGGCCAGCAUUCAGUUUUGGCGACCCCUGGCGACUGAGUGCCUUCGGUGUGCCAGGGAUUGGGGCACUUUUGCGGUGGGGGGAGUCGGGAAGCAGGCUAAUCAUACAGGAAAGCAUUGGUCUCUGUUUUGUAAUGUGAUGAACACAACCUCCCAGAGAGAAGGACGUUCAGUCCCUGACAAAGGAAACCGUUUUUUUCAUCAGUGGUUUCAAUUCUUGUUGCUCCCUGUCCCCCACUCCCACCUGAACAGAACAUUUAUUUUUUAAAUGGGUGCAUGUGUAGCCAGAGGUGUUCUUAGCCCUGGACUUUGGGGGCAAUGACCAGGGCCUCCACAGCCCCUAGGGGCCCCCAAAUCCUCCUUAGUCUGUGCAGGGUGGUGUGGCCGCCCAGCCAAGCCUGAUGGUGCUUCAUUUGCAGGGCAGCGGGGGGCCUCCAAGGGGCUUUAGGUCCAGGCUCCCCCAUUGCCUCGGUGCAGCUCUGUGUGUAGCUGGCAAGAAAGGAAGGGAGAUGCCCGUAGUCUUUGCACCAUACAAAACAAUGGGGCCCUUCUGCUCCUCUAGGAUUUAUCCCAGUGCCUUGGGCUGCCAGCUGUUUUUGCCAGAUGGACAUUUAGUGAAGCCAUGUGGGGUGGGGAGGGGAGGGUCAGAGCCCCCAUCCCAGUUCCCCAACAUGGCCCUGCCGCCCAGUCCCCUCGCUGCAGCUGCCUCCGCACCCCUCUGGCUCGGCAGUUGAGGGGGGCCAGGCCUCACCACACCAGGAGCUGGGUUUGGCCUAAAGAGCACCAGCUGCUGCUGGUCCCUAUUCCUGUGUGUGUCUCUCUCCAGCUUUAAAGACAGGAGAAUGAAGAGCCCUGGGACAAAUGAGACUCCCGUCUCCUUUCCCAACGUCUGUAAUCUGUGCCGUGGGGUUGGUACUGAGGGCUGUGUUGCAGCUCAGGGCCUGCCCCAUGCAAGGGUUCGAAACUGAUCCAAUAAGGAAGUGCAGAGACCCCGGAGAGAUGCUGUGAGUCAGUGCAGACAAUCCUGAGCUAGAUGGACCAAGGGUAACUGACUCCGCAUAAGGCAGCUUCCGAUGGGCAACAGGAGUGUCCAUAGCUCAGUGCCAGAGGACCUGCUUUUCAUGCUGCCCUUCCCUUCUCUCCAGGUAAGGCUGGGAAAGCCAUCGGGGACCCCCUGCUCACAACGCUGAGUUAGAUGGGCCCCGGGUCCGAUUCAGGAUAAGGCCGCUUCCCGUGUUCAAAAUAUGCAGCCUUCUCUUGCAAUCCAGUCUGCAAAGGCUGCAGUGUGGUAUCCCCUUGUAGCAUCAUGUCUUGGGGGCAUUCAUUUCAGUGGGCCUGUCCAGUUGACAAAGAGAAUUCAAGGAAUGGCUGGUCUCACUGGCCCGGGAGUAUGAGGACUCACACACAAUCAUGAUCCUGAACUUAAGGUCCCAUCAUUUAGAGCACUCCAAAACGUAACAUGAAAAGGGUGAUCUAUUCGCCUCCCAGGAAGCAAGCCGUUCAAAGUGGAAAAGGAGAAACCAAAAAGCCCCAUGGGUCCCAUAUGUGGUGCCUCACACAAGAACACAAAGAAAUUGCCUUAAAUUAGAGAUUUCCUGUAUUGCACUGAGUCUUGAUCGGGAAGGAUUGCUCCUCCCUCUCUCUUUGGGCUGAUUCAGAUGUCACACACGUUCCUUCUUCCUGUGCCUGUGUGGGCGGCAUCCACUUCUGAUCUUGGUUAAAAUAAACCAAGAUUAGUUGUGACAUCUGAACCAACCACUCUCAGUUUCUUCUAGCCUACUUUCUCCAAAUAAAUAAAGAUUUGUAACUUACUUAAAUCUGUGGGUACAUAUCUCAGUUUAUUUGAAGCAAGUAAGCUACCACCAGGAUUCUGGGAUCAGUUGGUUCAGAUGUCAUGACUAAUCUUGGUUCGUUUUAAGCUAGAACAGAAGUGAACGCUCACAUGGGCAUGAGUGGGGAGAGCAUAUGCUCCUAAGGCUCAGCCACUCCCUGCAAAGCCUAGCUUUAACUGCAUCUGUUCCCUGUGACAUGAACGUGGAGGUUUAUAAAUGUAAUAAAUAAAUAAAUAAGAACAUGAGAGGAGCCCAGCUGGAUCAGGCCCAAGGACCAUCAAGUCCAGCAUCCUGUUUCCCAUAGUGGCCCACCAGAUGCCUCUGGGAAGCCCACAGGCAAGAAGUGAGGGCAUGCCCACGCUCCUGCUGUUGCUCCUCUGCAACUGGUAUUCAGAGGCAUCUUGCCUCUGAGGCUGGAGGUGGCCUAUUCCCUCAGACUAGUAGCCACUGAUAGACUGUCCUCCAUUAAUUUAUUUAAGCCCUUCUUAAAGCCAUCCAGGAUGGUGGCUGUCACCACAUCUUGUGGCAGAUAAUUCCAUAGGUUAAUUAUGAGUUGCAUGAAAAAGUACUUCCUUUUGUUGGUCCUAAAUUUUUUGGCCUUCAGUUUCAUGGGAUGAGCCCUACUUCUAGUGUUAUGCGAGAGGGAGAAAAAUAUCUCUCUAAACACAUUCCACACCAUGCAUAAUUUUAUACACUUCUAACAUGUCUCCCCUCAGUUGUCUUUUUUAUUUUUAAAUUAACUAAAAAGUGUUGUCGCCUUACCGCAUAAGGAAGGUGCUCUAAGCCCCUGAUCAUCUUGGUUGCCCAAUUCUGCACCUUCUCCAGUUAUAUAAUGUCCUUUUUGAGGCAUGGUGACCAGAACUGUGCUCAGUAAUCCAAAUGUGGCUGAACCAUAGAAUUGUAUAAGAGCAUUAUGAUAAUACCAGUUUUCUUUUCAAUCCCUUUCCAAAUGAUUCCAAGAAAAGCAUGGAAUUGGCCUUUUUCACAGCUGUCGCACACUUUCAAUGAAUUGUCCACCACGAGCCCAAGAUCUCUCUCCUAGACAGUCACUGACAGCUCAGAUCCCAUCAGCAUAUAUGUGAAGUUUUUUGCCCUAAUGUGUAUCACUUUACACUUGCUAACAUUGAACCCCUUUUGCCAUUUUGUCGCACACUCCCCCAGUUUAGAGAGAUCCUUUUGGAGCUCCUCGCAAUCUGAUGUGGAUUGCACUACCUAAAAUAGUUUGGUGUCAUCUGUAAAUUUGGCUACUUUGCUGCUUACCCCAACUUCUAGAUCAUUCAUGAAUACAUUAAAAAGCACAGUCUCAGUACAGAUCCCUGGGGGACCCCACUUCUUACUCCCCUCCAUUUAGAUAACUGUCCAUUUAUACCUACCCUCUAUUUCCUGUCCUUCAAUUAGCUACCAAUCCGUGAACCUGUCCCCUUAUCCCAUGACUGCUAAAUUUUCUCAAGAGAAAAGAGUGUCUGUCCUGGCCCUAUCAAACUACACAUUGCAGUGGAGUCAGAAAGCGACUUGUCUAUAGUUUUAUGGGGCGGCUUGAUCUCAAACAUAGAUACCAAAUGGGAUGUGGAAUAUCUAGAAAAUUUCAGUAACUAGUUGUUCAAAUCCACAGAAGCACUAUAUGGGGUGUGGGCAAGAAAUACAUGACAGUGCCGGUUCUCAUGACCCACAUGAUGUCCAUUUAAUGGGAAUCUGCAAUUCCCGAGGCAUGUGUGCUCCCACAGAGCAUGACAUUAGGACCUGGAAAUUUUGGGGAAACGUAGAUUUGCACCACGGGAAAUUACAAUGAAUCUAAGAUCAUCAAUCAAGAUCUGAACUUAGCUUGAUGAUCUUAGCUGCAUUGCAGUUUCCUGCAAUGUGAAUAUGAGUUUCCUGGUGAUUUCCAGGUUCUCGCGCCAUGCUUCUGGGAACAUGCACACUUUGGGAAUCUCUGGUUAAACUAGUAUUGCACAGAUUGUGAGAACCUGCCCAUAGGUUCUCUGUGCCCAAAGAGCCAGGGACCCAUGGAGGGGAUUGUGUGAAUUCCAGACAACACGGAACAUUGCCCGUUUUAGGCAGAUUGUACCGAAGGUUUGUAAUGAGGUGCAUGCUCCCGUUAGAAUGCCAGCAUAGAACCACUAUCUGUUGUGGAUGUACAUAUUUUGUUUUGUAUGCGGAACAUACAUAAAUAUUUAUAAAGUAUAUAUCACGCUUUUCCUUCCCUCUAUUCUACUUUAUAUAAAUAUAUAAAUAUAUAUUAUAUUAUAAGCAAACUUAACGAUGGUAUGAAAUAAAGGCUAGAAUUACACAUGGAUCCAAA
Hemicordylus capensis (graceful crag lizard) is the source of this 6180-nucleotide messenger RNA. It is a transcript of the gene WNT11, whose product is annotated as Wnt family member 11. The record is from RefSeq and is a predicted model, not a curated record. The coding region runs from base 678 to 1736 and encodes 352 amino acids. Gene Ontology annotation, molecular function: cytokine activity; frizzled binding. NCBI's taxonomy places the organism in Eukaryota, Metazoa, Chordata, Lepidosauria, Squamata, Cordylidae. Gene Ontology annotation, biological process: canonical Wnt signaling pathway; cell fate commitment; multicellular organism development. The transcript has 6 exons. Gene Ontology annotation, cellular component: extracellular region.